Cyclocybe aegerita is the source of this 2094-nucleotide messenger RNA. The record is from the annotation of a GenBank genome assembly. Lineage: Eukaryota; Fungi; Basidiomycota; Agaricomycetes; Agaricales; Hemipholiotaceae.
AUGAUGAGGAUAUGUCGAGGAAUCCCUGCUGGCAUAGCGGCGUUCUCGCUACUGGGACUCCUACCCACAUAUGUGGUCGGAGUCCCCCUCGUCCCACUAUCCUUCCUCGGGUUCGGCACCAUCUUCAACUUCCCCACCUCCACCUCCCCCGACGUGCUCCACCUCUCCGGAUCCCAACCGUCCCACACGAUAUCCUACGUCUCUCCGUCCCUCUCGCUUUCCACCGACCUCCAUCCAGCAACGAACGUCUGGGUCCAAGACGCCAGCAUCACCCGCGAGUCCCUCGAGCCGCAGCUUUUGACGUACGCCAAGGUCGACGACGUCUGGUCCAAGGACUUCCUCAGCACGCUGGUGAUCUCGUACAGAGGCGGUAGCCCCGCACGGAUCGAAGUGAGCGCGUACCUAUGGCUGAAGACGCUCGGUGUCCGCCAGGUGCUGCUCGAGGGCCCGAUCCAGCGCCCGCCGAACGAGAAGAUCCCGAGCUCGCAGAUCGUGUUGAGGGAGGUGAUACCCCCCGGCCCGCUGGUGCUUCAGCAGAGGAGAGAUGGAAAGGAGGGAAUCACGGUGCAUGCCGUGUAUAGGCUGUACCCUGAUGAGUAUGAGGCGUUUGCGUUUGGCACGAUUCCGAACGUGGUGCAGGGCGGGUGGAUCUUGACGAAUAUCACCACCCCUGCGCAGCCUGCUUCGGAGCGGGAGGAAGAGGAAGGGCCGACGCCCCAGCUCAUACCCGUGCCCUCGCGUCUGACGAUGAUCUCAACCCGGAACCUACCCCUCGCAGGCACGCGCUUCGGUCUCAAAGACAUAUUCGACGUCGAAAACCUGCCUACCUUCGCUGGGUCCACGGCCUUUUCCCUCGUCAACCCCCUGCCCACCUCCACCGCACCUUCCGUACAAGUCCUCCUCUCUCUCGGUGCCUCCCUCGUCGGCAAGACCCGCACGUCGCAAUUCGCACAUGGGGCACAACCCUGGGAGUUCCGUGACGUAGGUUACUCGUACAACCCGAGAGGCGAUGGGUAUCUGAGCGCGUCGGCGUCGAGCUCGGGCAGCGCAUGUGCGGUUGCAGGCUAUGAGUGGUUGGAAUUUGGGGUUGGGAGCGAUACGAGGGGCAGCGUGCGGAAGCCGGCAGCGCUGGUAGGUGUGUACGGGAUCAGACCAACACAUGGGGCGUUGCCUCUGGAUGGGGUGCUGCCGUUGUCGGAGGAAAUGGACACGGCCGGGUUCUUCGCGCGCCAUCCGAUGAUUUUUGAUCAGGUUGCAAGGAGCUGGUAUGCGGACUCGUUGGUCGUCAGCAGACGACCAACCUCGCGUUUCCCGAAGAAGCUGCUCUACCCAACGGACCAUUUCCACAUGAAGAGUCUAGCGGCGCAGAAGCUCGUCGACGAGUUUGUCCGUUCGCUUCAAACCCAUCUCAAAAUGAAACCCGUACACACGAAUUUCACCGAGAUCCUCACUCCGUUCUUUCCCAACGGGAGCUUUGCAGCCUUCCAACUCUCCUCAAAUACGCUAGCAGAGUACCGCUCCUGGCAAUCCGUGGGCAAGCCCACAAUCCUCGCGUUCGAAGAUCGGUUUGGCGAGAAACCGGUCUUCGACCCGGUCCCUCAGCGGGUGUUCGCACGCGCCCAGUCAAUAUCCGAACAGGACUUCAAUGAGGCGGUGGAAGUGAAGAAAUCAUUUCGCACCGCUCUGGCGACGCACGUCUUCAAAGACGACCGCGCCUCGUGUUCCGAUGCGCUCUUCAUGUACGACGCAGGCACAGGCGGGCACCCGUCCUACCGCGUCGAGGAAUUCAACCACCUCGCCGGGUCUGUUCCUGUCCUCCUCACCUCUCCGCCGCCAGGACACCCACACCCUCCCAAAUCUUCUGAGUACUUCCACUACGUCGCCUCGAUGGCCGACCUGCCCGAGGUGGCGAUCCCGCUCGGAGAAGCACCGUAUUUCAGCCAGGUGAGCAGGCGGUGGGAGUCGAUACCUGUCGCGGUGCAGCUUGUGGCGAGGAGGGGAUGUGAUGUGGUUUUAUUGGAUUUGGUAAAGAGGCUGGCAGAGAAGGGGGUUGUUGGGCCGGUUGAGGUGGGUAGGUCGUUGGAGAUGCCAUAA